AUGGCAGAUAGAAGAAAAUUGCAAGGUGAAAUUGAACGGUGCUUAAAGAAGGUCACCGAAGGCGUGGAAACCUUCGAGGACAUUUGGCAAAAAGUUCACAAUGCCACUAACACCAAUCAAAAGGAGAAAUAUGAGGCUGAUCUCAAAAAGGAGAUUAAGAAGCUUCAAAGGUUGCGUGAUCAAAUAAAAACCUGGCUGACUUCGAGUGACAUCAAAGACAAACGCCAGCUGGUUGAUAACCGAAAACUAAUUGAAACUCAGAUGGAGAGGUUCAAAGUGGUCGAGCGGGAAACAAAGACCAAGGCAUACUCUAAGGAAGGCCUUGGUGCCGCACAGAAGCUCGAUCCAAUACAGAAAGAGCGUGAUGAAAUUACCAACUGGCUCUCGUGCUCUAUCGAUACUCUUGGCGUGCAAGUAGAUCAAUUCGAGUGCGAAAUUGAAGCACUACAAUUAGUGCAGAAAAAGGGCAAGAAACCUGAUCGGGACAAGACUGAAAGGGGAGAGCAUCUGAAGAAUCGAGUCGAGAAGCACAGAUACCAUGUAAAGCAACUGGAGACGCUGAUGCGAAUGCUCGACAAUGAUACCGUCACAGUUGACCAAAUAAAAAAGAUCAAGGAUGAUAUUGAGUACUACAUCGAGUCGUCUCAGGAGGACGAUUUCCAGGACAAUGAGUACAUCUACGAUGACCUCGACCUUGAAGACAUGAACGCCUUCAGGGCGAACAACGUCGUCGAUUCUACAAACUGCCCCUUAACAAAAAGUGCUUCCACAACAUCUGCCUCAGAUUUGAAAGCUAACAGCUCCUCAAAUACGGCCUCAGUUGAUAACGAUGAUUCUAAUGCUCAAUCGAACUCGUCGUCCACCAACGAUUCUCCGGCACCAAGUCCUAGUUUGGUGAAUAGUCAUUCCAACAACAAGACGACUAACAAUGCAACUAGUGAAUUCGCAUUUACUUCUGUCAAUUCAUCUCCUGUGACCACCACCCCUACAACCACCAACAUCACCAACAAUACCACCACGAAAGUCUUGCCCCCUGCGGUCAACUCAAACACCAGCCAGGGGCAGAGCUUUUUUCCCUCCUUUGCGGCCCAACUGAACAAAAGUGCACUUUCCACCAGCGCGGACUCUGACACCAAAACGACGAAUGCCGAGACUAAAGUCUUGCCGCCUAUGGCAAACUCAAACAGCAGCCAAGCGCAAAACUUUUUCCCCUCUUUUGCAGCCCAACUUAACAAAAGUGCACUUUCCAAUAACACUACCAACACUACCAAUACCAAUCUGAGCGUCAACUCAACCUCGAAUGCAACUUCAAACUCAAACUCCAACACAACUACGAACAGCAAUCCAAAAGUCUUGGCUCCUCUUGUCGUCAACUCUAGUAGCCAAUCUCAAAACUUUUUCGCCUCAGCUACAACUCAUGAGUUUGAAUUUACCUCCUCUAUCAGUUCAUCUCCAGUGGUAUCCACUAAUAACGCCGCCGCCGCCGCCACCACCACUACAACAAACACCAACAUCAAUAUAAACAGCAACACCACCAACUCUAACAUCAACUCCAACACCACCACCAACUCAAGUAUCGACACUGACACUGACCCCUACUCCUACAGCAACAGUGANACCACCACUACAACAAACACCAACAUCAAUAUAAACAGCAACACCACCAACUCUAACAUCAACUCCAACACCACCACAAACUCAAGUAUCGACACUGACACUGACGCCUACUCCUACAGCAACAGUGACGCAAACACAAACUCUAAAGACUUGGCUCCUCUGGUCAACUCCAACAGCCAAUCUCAGAACUUUUCACCCUCCGUUGCAACUCACGAAUUCGCAUUUACUUCAAUCAACUCAUCUCCGUUUCUCUAUCAAAUGCAUUUACUCGAGUCAGCGUAUCGACAUCCGAUCAUACCGCUGGAUUCGCAUCGCUUAAAACCUUUGACAAAGAUGCUGCCUACUGCAACGUCACCCAUGCAGAUAUCAGCCUACCCUACUCAAAUCAUGCCACAGUUUGAAAACCUCGAGUUCUACCAACGUGUGGCACCUGAAACUUUGUUUUUUAUUUUUUACUACAUGGAGGGAACCAAAGCGCAAUAUCUGGCUGCCAAGACGCUAAAGAACCAAUCCUGGCGAUUUCACACCAAAUGUAUGAUGUGGUUUCAGCGGCUGGAAGAGCCCAAGAUGAUCACCGAAGAGUAUGAACAGGGAACUUAUAUCUACUUCGAUUUCGAAAGAUGGCAACAACGGAAGAAGGAAGGCUUUGUAUUUGAGUAUAAGUACUUGGAAGAUAAAGAUUUGAACUGA
Rhagoletis zephyria (snowberry fruit fly) is the source of this 2307-nucleotide messenger RNA. The record is from RefSeq and is a predicted model, not a curated record. Lineage: Eukaryota; Metazoa; Arthropoda; Insecta; Diptera; Tephritidae.